Cotesia congregata is the source of this 675-nucleotide messenger RNA. The record is from the annotation of a GenBank genome assembly. NCBI's taxonomy places the organism in Eukaryota, Metazoa, Arthropoda, Insecta, Hymenoptera, Braconidae.
AUGGAAUUAAAUCCCGAGUGCCAAGACAUAGAAGUUAAUAAUAACCAGGUUACUGAUAAUGACAACACAAUAGAUUGCUUGUUAGAUAAAUUUACUGAAAAGUAUGUUCAAGUAGAAUUAAUUAAAGAACUAGUUAAUAGAGGUGAAGCAAACCUUCGAAAAAGAAAAGAAGACUUGAAGGAUAAGUUGAAGAAACUGAAUGAUCUUCACAACCGUAUUUUCCAAAUGGAAAAUGAUUUCUGUGAAUCAAUAUGGAAAUUCAAAUCUGAACAUGACUUUGCAUCAGUGAUUAAUAAAAUUUUGGAUGACGAAACAACAAAUUAUGAAGAAAAUGAUGAAAUUCAACUACAAAAAAUUUCUAGUGCCAAAAAUAAUGUACAAGAGUUGAUCAGUAGUAUUGAUGAUGUAAUUAUAAAUAUUGACAAAGCGUUGAUAGAUAUAAAUCAAGAAUUAGCGGCUAAAGUAAAAAAAGAAUUAAAAAAACAAUUUGAUGAUGAGACUAAAUAUUCUGUUCCGGCAAUUAAGAGUGAAAAUUUGAUAGCAAUAAAAAAAGAACCACAUCUUAAACCCCCUGUAAAGGUGGAAACACCUGAAUAUCCAACUAAUAAAUUAUCAAAAAAUUUUUCAGUCAAGAAAAAGUCUUCCAUCUGUAAAAAAUUUGAAAUGUCUUGUUGA